UGCACUCUGACCCUCUGAGAACAGCUGCAUUAGUCCAUGAGUCUGUGUUCUGCACCAGGACGGACCGGUACAGGUGGUUUUCACACGGAUCUCUCCGACCUUCACUAGAUUAUCAUGAGUCGACGCACUGAUACCAUGGAACUGGGGGCUUGCACCAAAAACCCGGGCUUCCAAGAUGUAGAAGACGACGGUCCCCCUUCUGAUCCCUGCAGACCAGACCCCGCAGACAAGCAGGACUCCAUCGGGGUCAGGCUGGACCCGGACGCAGCGGAGGAGUACACGCAGAUUAAACCGUACGCCGGGAUGCCCAAGGAGGUCCUGCUGCUGUACUCCACCCAGGCCCGGUACAGGGUGCCCCGUGAGAUCCUGUUCUGGCUGAUCGUGGCCUGCACCCUGGUCCUGGUGGCCUUGACCAUCACGGUGAUCGCCUUGUCUCCACGGUGUCUGAGCUGGUGGCAGAUAUCCCCAGUGUACCAGGUCUACCCACGGUCCUUCAAGGACUCCGACGGAGAUGGGGUUGGGGAUCUUAAAGGCAUCCAAGAGCAGCUGGAUCAUUUCCAGUAUCUGAACAUUAAAUCAGUGUGGAUCAGUCCCUUUUACCGCUCUCCUAUGAAGGAUUUUGGCUACGAUGUGGAAGACUUCAUGGACAUCGACCCUCUGUUUGGAACCAUGCACGACUUUGAAAACCUCCUGGCUGAAAUGCACCAGAGAGGUAUGAAGAUGAUCAUGGAUUUUAUCCCCAACCACACCAGCGACCAACACCGCUGGUUCAAUCUGAGCCGGACCGGACAUCCACAAUAUAAGGAUUACUACAUCUGGACUGACUGUAAUGCAUCUGACCCAAAGCCGAAUAACUGGGUGAGUGUGUUUGGAAACUCAUCAUGGACUUACGAUGAUGUUAGGGGCCAGUGCUACCUCCACCAGUUUCUCAAAGAGCAACCAGACCUGAACUUUAGAAACCCAAAUGUCCGUGAAGAGAUGAUGGAUGUCAUUCGCUUCUGGUUGGAGAAGGGAGUGGAUGGGUUCCGCAUGGACGCUGUGAAGCACAUCCUGGAGGCUGCGCAUUUGAGAGAUGAACCACAAGUCGACCCAAAAAAGCCUCCUGAGUCUAUAACAUCUGAGUGGGAUCUGUAUCAUGACUACACCACCAGUCAGUUGGGCCUUCAUGACCUGCUGAGGGAGUGGAGGGCGGCGAUGGAUGUCUACAGCCGAGAGCCUGGCAGAUACAGGUUCAUGGUGACAGAGUCAUAUGAUUACCAGGAGAUAGAGAAGACUAUGAUGUACUACGGCACCCCACAGGUCAAAGAGAGUGACUUCCCCUUUAACUUCUACCUGCUGGAUUUACCUCAGAACACCAGUGGCCUGUGGGUUAAACAUCUAGUCCACCUCUGGAUAGCUAACAUGCCAAAGGGACGAUGGCCCAACUGGGUGGUUGGGAACCAUGACAGGCCUCGCAUCGGUUCCAGUGCUGGCCCCACUUAUGUUCGUGUCAUCAACAUGCUGCUGCUGACCCUACCAGGAACGCCCACCACCUACUACGGUGAAGAGAUUGGCAUGGAGAACAUCAAUGUCACACAGAGCCAGAUACAAGACCCGGCUGGAAAAUAUAAUGCAAGUGCCAGUCGGGAUCCCCAAAGGUCACCAAUGCAGUGGAGUGAAGACAUUAAUGCAGGUUUUAACAGCAAAACCAACAUCACCUGGCUGCCUUUACAUCCUGACUACAAAACCGUCAAUGUUGAGAUCCAGAAGAAAGAUGAAAGCUCUGUCCUGGCUCAGUACCGUUACCUAAACACCCUGCGUGAGUCGGAGCUCAUCCUCCAACGCGGCUGGUUCUGCUACAUCCAUGCUGAUGCCAGCAUCUUCUCUUAUCUCAGAGAGAUGGACGGGCUUAACAAAGCUUUCCUGGUAGUGCUGAACUUUGGUCAAGACUCUGUCAUCACAGAUCUCUCCUCUGUUCAGGAGUUACCAGAUCAGUUGAAGGUGGUGAUGAGUACAAACCAGAUCAACAAUGGAAAGAUUCUGCAAAAGUCUCGUAUCCAGACUGAAGCAGGGGAGGGUUUGUUGAUUCAGUUCCACACCAAUACCCGGUUUAACCCCAUCCACUCCGAGCAGUGCUACAUCUCUGAGAAGGCCUGCUAUUUAGGGGUCAUGGACAUACUUUAUAAAUGCUAAAAUAAAAACACCAAAGAUUAAGAUAAAUAAAUCUUUACCGCUGUUGAGAAUUUCUUUGUCGGUUCAUGAGAUUAUAUUAUCUAAUAAAAUGAUGACUGCAGUUA
Sphaeramia orbicularis (orbiculate cardinalfish) is the source of this 2276-nucleotide messenger RNA. It is a transcript of the gene slc3a1, whose product is annotated as solute carrier family 3 member 1. The transcript has 11 exons. The record is from RefSeq and is a predicted model, not a curated record. The coding region runs from base 115 to 2172 and encodes 685 amino acids. Gene Ontology annotation, biological process: amino acid transport; carbohydrate metabolic process. Lineage: Eukaryota; Metazoa; Chordata; Actinopteri; Kurtiformes; Apogonidae.